Molecule: messenger RNA, 1257 nt
Organism: Peromyscus californicus insignis
Lineage: Eukaryota; Metazoa; Chordata; Mammalia; Rodentia; Cricetidae
Product: olfactory receptor 7D4-like
Exons: 1
Coding region: 1-939 (312 amino acids)
Biological process (GO): G protein-coupled receptor signaling pathway
Cellular component (GO): membrane
Molecular function (GO): G protein-coupled receptor activity; olfactory receptor activity
Source: RefSeq, a predicted model, not a curated record
AUGGAAGCUGAGAACUAUACAGCCACGCAACAGUUCUUCCUUACUGGCCUUUCAGAAGAUCCUGAAAUGCAGUUUGUUCUCUUUGGACUGUUCAUGUCCAUGUUCCUGGUUACCAUGUUUGGAAACCUUCUCAUUAUGUUGGUCACUAGCUGUGACUCCCACCUUCACACCCCCAUGUAUUUUUUCCUCUGCAACCUGUCUUUUGUUGACAUGUGCUUAACCUCCACUACCAUCCCCAAAAUGCUAGUGAACAUUUACAUGCACACUAUGGAAAUCUCGUACACAGAGUGCCUUACUCAAGUGUAUUUUUUUAAUAACUUUCUUGGAAUGGAUAAUUUUCUCCUGACCAUUAUGGCCUAUGAUCGCUUUGUGGCCAUCUGCCACCCACUUAACUACACAGUCAUCAUGAACCCUCGAAUCUGUGGCCUCCUGGUUCUUUUGUCUUGGAUCACAAUGUUCUGGGUUUCCCUGAUUCAUAUGCUGCUAAUGAAGCAACUAAAAUUCUCUAUUGGCACUGAAAUCCCACAUUUCUUUUGUGAACUCACUGAGCUUCUCAGGGUGGCCCACUCGGAUACCCACAUAAAUAACAUUUUUCUGUAUCUGGUUACUGCCCUGCUGGGUGUUUUUCCUGUCAUUGGGAUAGCUUUCUCUUAUUUUCAUAUUGUCUCUGCCUUAUUGAAAAUGUCCUCCAUUGGGAACAAGUACAAAGCCUUUUCCACCUGUGGAUCUCACCUCUGUGUAGUCUCCUUGUUCUAUGGCACAGGAUUUGUGGUUCACCUUAGUUCUGCUGUAGCCCAUUCAUCCAAGAGAAACACAAUCACCUCAAUAAUGUAUACUGUUGUCACCCCUAUGCUGAACCCUUUCAUCUAUAGCUUGAGAAACAAGGAUGUAAAGGGGGCCUUAGGAAGACUCCUCAGAAGAGUCCAUUUUUGUCCUUGAUACAUCACUGACAUGAAAGCAAAGGUAAUUAUUGUGAAUUUGAAUAUGGAGAAAUUUUUCUUCCUUGGAUCUUUUAAAUUUCUACUAUUCUCUAAUGCUUUUCUUUUGUACAUGUUUUAAUUACUUUCUUCCUAAAAACCAAUCAAUUCUUUCUUAAUUUUUUCUCCCUAUAUUAUACAUAAAUGUAAAAGUUUGACAAAUUUUCUUAUAGACAUUUCUGAUGUUUUGAAGUUGAUCUAUAGAACUUGUACCAGGAGCUGAUCUGAUUUUCUCAAUGGGUAUUCUUGUGGGGAGGUGAGAUAGCUCAUCAGGUAAAGA